This is a messenger RNA of Closterium sp. Naga37s-1, 873 nucleotides long. The record is from the annotation of a GenBank genome assembly. Lineage: Eukaryota; Viridiplantae; Streptophyta; Zygnematophyceae; Desmidiales; Closteriaceae.
AUGUGGAACGUGAAUGACGGCGCGCCGGCGGAACACCAGGUGUGCGGCAAGGUGGUGUUCUGGGACCGGCCGGACUGCUCCGGGACCGGAGUGGUGUUUGAGAUUCCCGGCAAGUGGACGGCCGCCAAGCCCACCAACUACAAAUACGCCACCACCAGCGUCAAGAUUGCAGCCGGCGUGGUGGCCACGACCCGGUCCUUCUCGUGUCUCACGGCCAUGAAGCCGCCCGGCGUGCCCAACUUCUGCUCCACGGCGUCCUGCCCCUAUAACUCCGUGUGCUCCAUGCCCAACAACUUCACCGCGCUCUGCACGUGCAACUAUGGAUUCACCAUGGUUCCCGAGGGCUACUGCGUUGGUGAGUCAUUGUCUGCUCCAGUCAAGGAGAGUCAUUGUCUGCUCCAGUCAAGGAGAGUCAUUGUCUGCUCCAGUCAAGGAGAGUCAUUGUCUGCUCCAGUCAAGGAGAUUCAUUGUCUGCUCCGAUAUGGGGCACGAGUCGUGGAGUGGAGCGGGUCAUGCACUUCCAUCCCGCCUCUCUCUGCCCUCUCUCUGCCCUCUCUCUGCCUCUCUCUGCCUCUCUCUGCCCUCUCUCUGCCCUCUCUCUGCCCUCUCUAUGCCCUCUCUCUGCCCUCUCUCUGCCCUCUCUCUGCCCUCUCUCUGCCCUCUCUCUGCCCUCUCUCUGCCCUCUCUCUGCCCUCUCUCUGCCCUCUCUCUGCCCUCUCUCUGCCUCUCUCUGCCCUCUCUCUGCCCUCUCUCUGCCCUCUCUCUGCCCUCUCUCUGCCCCCUCUCUGCCGUCACUGUAACGUUUCAUUCAAUCACUUUCCCAACUCGCUCCUUCUCCCUUCGCUCCCUCUCCCAUCACUCUCUAUCCCAUAA